AUGCCGAACAACACAAAAUUAAACGCCGAAGAAAGGAAACGAGGCGAGAUCGCUCUCAGCGAGUUCGCCGAGUAUGCCGAUAAGCAGCAAGCGCAGCGCUCCGCCUACACCGCGCCGCGCGACAGCGGAUACUCUACCGGCACCGCUGAAGCGUCGCAUAACGUCGAGGAUCAUGCCGAACUCGACAUACUGGACUCUCUUGGUCUGUCCGAUACCCCACGCACGGUCAAGUUAAAGGACCUCCUGCUCGGCACCGGGGACGCUCCCGAAGAGAGUUUGAAGGACCUAGCCGAAACAAUACAACUACGAAUGGACGAAGGUCAUGGAGAGACGCUAUUUGAUCUGGGACUGGAGGAUGGCGGAGACUCAAUGGGGUUCGACAUUCCUCAAUGGGAAACGGCACUCCGGCGCCUGAAUGAGGCCACCGAGACCAUCCCCGCACAUUGCCGCGUCCUCAUGACCUACAAUGUCGGCGGCGAGAAAGAGGCACCAGUAACCAACGAUCGGAUACCAGGCGCUUGGGGCAAGAUCCUAGUCCGCCAGAAUACUACCAAUGUGGAGGAAGUGGGGGAGGUCCGCAUUGCGGUCGUGGGCAAUGUCGACGCGGGGAAGAGUACCAUGCUCGGAGUCCUGGUAAAAGGCGGACUUGACGAUGGACGUGGUCGCGCUCGAGUCAACCUCUUCCGACACAAGCACGAAAUUGAGAGCGGCCGGACCAGCUCCGUGGGCAUGGAAAUCAUGGGCUUUGACAGCCACGGCGAGAUCGUCACGAAUGCCCAGGGGCGGAAACUCUCCUGGGAGGAGAUUGGAAAACGCUCCGCUAAAGUUAUUUCCUUCUCUGACCUGGCUGGCCACGAGCGUUAUCUGCGCACUACCGUCUUCGGCAUGCUCAGCAGCAGCCCCAACUACUGCUUGCUCAUGGUGGCUGCCAACAAUGGGCUAAUUGGUAUGAGUCGUGAGCAUCUCGGUAUUGCGCUGGCACUGAAUGUCCCUGUCAUGGUUAUUGUCACUAAGAUUGACAUCUGCCCGCCCCAGAUUCUUCAGGAGACUCUGUCUCAACUGUCCAAGAUCCUCAAGUCGCCCGGUGCGCGGAAGAUCCCAAUCUUCGUAAAGGACAUGGAGGAAACCAUCAACACGGCCACGCAGUUCGUCAGCCAGCGGAUUUGCCCAAUUUUCCAGGUUUCCAACGUUACUGGCGAGAACUUGGAACUCGUCCGAACAUUCUUGAAUAUUCUUCCUCACCGCGGACAUUACGAUCAGGAUGGUCCCUUUGAGUUCCUUAUCAACGACACCUUCUCCGUUCCUCAUGUGGGCACGGUCGUGUCAGGCGUGGUCAAGUCGGGCGUCAUUCAUGCAGGCGACUCAGUGGUCGUUGGACCCGACUCCCUGGGUCAGUUCACCACUACGACGAUCAAAACUAUCGAACGAAAACGAAUCCAGGUGAAUGCCUGCUCUGCCGGUCAGUCCGGAUCCUUUGCGCUGAAGCGCGUUCGUCGAAAAGAAGUUCGCAAGGGUAUGGUGGUAUUACGAAAGAUGGAGAAUCCUCCAAAGGUGUACCGGGAGUUUGUCGCUGAAGGGAUGAUGUUUGUUGACAUGGAUCCAGUCUUGAUUCUUUCGCAUGCAACCACCAUCAAGCCUCGAUACCAAGCCAUGCUCCACGUAGGAGCCGUCAGCCAAACCUGUGCUGUCAUCGACAUAGACCGCCCUUUCAUUCGAACUGGCGAUCGGGCUCUAGUCGCCUUCCGGUUCAUACAACGCCCCGAGUUCUUGGCUCCGGGCGACCGAGUACUCUUCCGAGAGGGCAAGACGAAAGGGCUGGGAAUCGUAAAGAGCAUUGGCUACGACCCCGCACGGCCCCUGAGCGCCACCAAAGGUGACACUACGUGA
Penicillium atrosanguineum is the source of this 1887-nucleotide messenger RNA. Its product is annotated as putative GTP binding protein (GTPBP1). Lineage: Eukaryota; Fungi; Ascomycota; Eurotiomycetes; Eurotiales; Aspergillaceae. Gene Ontology annotation, molecular function: translation elongation factor activity; GTP binding; GTPase activity. Gene Ontology annotation, biological process: translational elongation. The record is from RefSeq and is a predicted model, not a curated record. Bases 1 to 1887 code for a protein of 628 amino acids. The transcript is spliced from 3 exons.